Molecule: messenger RNA, 1782 nt
Organism: Schizosaccharomyces cryophilus OY26
Lineage: Eukaryota; Fungi; Ascomycota; Schizosaccharomycetes; Schizosaccharomycetales; Schizosaccharomycetaceae
Product: DNA polymerase epsilon subunit Dpb4
Exons: 3
Coding region: 787-1449 (220 amino acids)
Biological process (GO): leading strand elongation; DNA damage response; heterochromatin formation
Cellular component (GO): CHRAC; epsilon DNA polymerase complex
Molecular function (GO): protein heterodimerization activity; chromatin DNA binding
Source: RefSeq, a predicted model, not a curated record
GUGAAGUAGAAGUUUCUGGGAAACAACUCAGAACGCAGAAACAGGUUCUGUAUUCAAAUCUAGUAACAAAAACUUCUCAUAAACUUGUAAAUUAUAAAAACAUUGAUGAAUUCAUUGACUGCUUUCCUGUUUAAAGAAGCAAACUCGGUUUAACAGUCAUCGACUAACAGAAGAAGAUCUUUUAUGCUUUCUUCAAUCGCAUUCAAUUCAUAACAGUCGGCUGAGUUUUCAUUAGUCUGAUAGGUUGUUGUUGAAGCAAACGCCUAAGAUACCUCAAUGCGUAUGAAAAUUGUCUACUUCUCAGGAGUUUCAAGGACUGUCAGUGUACAGAAAGCUCUUGGUAGAAAGGUUACACGUGCAUCAAAUCCAUUGAGUUGCCUUUUGAAAGGGUAUAUGCAUACACUUUAUAUGAACCAUUGACCUUGAGCUCUUGGGAAGAAAUACCAGUAACAGCAUGCAAAGAGUGUUUUGCUUACUUGAAGAUUCCGGUUCUAAAGCCUUUUCUACUCCAUUUAAAUUCGACUGUAUGACCUUCGAGUAGUUUUGUUUCCACGAUUCGAGCUUUCCAGGAUAGUAAACUUUUUUUUUUUUUUUUUUUUUUUCUAUUUUUUCCAAUAUCUAAUUCAAUUAUAAGAAGCCAAGACAAGAAAAAAAAGCUCAAUAGGAGAAUUCUUAUAUCACAUUUCGCCAAACUUGUUUUUUACUAUAAACAAUACUGACACACCCUAGAAAUUUGUCUUUCACGUUCUUUUACCAUCAGUCUGAAACGAGUAUAACAGUAACAAAAUGGAUUCAACAAAUACUGGAGAACAUACUGAGCUAGAUGAUUUAGCUCUUCCUCGUUCCAUUGUUAUGCGUUUGAUUAAACAAGUUUUACCCCAGAAGAGUACAGCACAAAAGGAAGCCGUCAAGGCCAUUACGAAUUCAGCAACUCUUUUUAUUAGUUAUUUAACGUCUGCCGCUGGAGAAAUCUCUUCUACGAACAAUCGAAAAAUUGUUAUGCCUCAGGAUGUUUUGGGUGCUCUAGAAGAAAUAGAAUAUCCUGAAUUCGCGAAUCGAUUGGAUGCUCAUUUGCAAGCAUAUGAAGCUUCCUUGAAGGAAAAGAAACUGAAACUUCCCCAAGUAGACGAGGAUAAAUCUACGAAGAAAAGCAAGAUGGAUCCACGGUAUAAAGCUGUACUUAAUAAAGACAAUGAAACAGAAGAAUAUGAUCGAGAUGAACUCGAACAAGAAGACGUUGCUGAGGAAUUGGCUCAGGAAGAUGUUCUCUCUGACAGAGAGGACAUGGAUAUGGAGACAGCAGAAAAUCCUGUGGAGGAUUUAGCUGAACCUAAUUAUAUAGAUACCAUCCACUUAACUGAUGCAACAGGAAAUCCCAUUGAUGAAGGUAGUUCAGAUUCCGACGUAAAUGAGUCAGAAUCUGAACUCCAUGGUUCUCCUAACAAUUAAUCUUAAAAGGGGGAUUUAUUUUUAUUUUUUGGCUUCUUGGUAUACCCCAUUUCGUUGUUCUAAUCAUUCUUUCUUUCCUUCAAAGACUUUAAUGUCGCUCGUCAACAGUUGCAUUUCAAAACAGCCUUCAGCAUGUAUUCAUUUUAUGAUUGGGCUUGUUCAUCUAUGUAUCUAUUCAUGUCUCCUACUUUAUAUUUAUUCACAAGUUUUAAAAAAUUAACCAUGCCUUUGUUGAAUUCUCGGAAUUCCAUUCUUUUCGCAGUCAUUUCAUUAACUUAUUCAUUGUUUUUUUAAUUGUAUUAAUAAAAGUUAGAUAGACUGUUAUAAUCGCGA